This is a messenger RNA of Diuraphis noxia (Russian wheat aphid), 977 nucleotides long. Its product is annotated as zinc finger MYM-type protein 1-like. Lineage: Eukaryota; Metazoa; Arthropoda; Insecta; Hemiptera; Aphididae. The record is from RefSeq and is a predicted model, not a curated record.
AUGUUUGUAAGUAAUCAAAGAGUAGUUAGUACAACUUUUGAAACUUCAAGCAGAAUUGUUGAGGAAAAAAGAGAAAUUGUUAAAGUAAUUUUUGAGACGCUUAUCUACCUUGCUCGUCAAAAUAUAGCGUUUCGAGGCCAUGAUGAGUCUUGGACAUCAAAUAAUCAAGAUACUACAACAGAUGUUUCUAAUAUAGAACAACUUUCAUUAGUAAUUAGGUUUAUAAAUGAAAAUGAAGAAGUAGAAGAAAGAUUAGUUGCCUUAGAAAAUGUAUCAGACGCAAGAGGUGUUGGUAUGUUUAACGUUUUGUGUUAUAUUUGUGAAAAAUAUGAUAUUGAUUGGGAAAAUCAACUGUGUGCACAAUCAUAUGAUGGAGCAUCUUCGAUGCAAGGCCAAUACUCUGGUGUUCGUGCAUAUAUCCAAGAAAAAAAUCCUAGGGCAAUAUAUGUCUGGUGUUUUUCUCAUAUUUUAAAUCUUGUYGUGGUAGACACUUGUGAUACAAGUAAGACUAUGAGAAAUUUUUUUGGAGAUUUACAAUCAUUGAUAGCUUUUUUAAGAGCAAGAAAACGUGCUGCAAUAUUUUUAAACCAACAAAAAAUAUGUUAUCCAGAAGAAAGAAUUUGUAGAAUGAAAAUUUUUUCUUCUACACGCUGGACAUCUCACGACCGUGCUUUGAMAGUUAUAUUUGAAAAAUAUAAAGCACUUAAUAAUACAUUACAAGAGUUAUCAAACUCAACUGAACGUGAUACAUCUUCAAUGGCAACAAAUUUAYUGUCUACUAUUUCUUCAUUCAAGUUUGUUACACAUUUGUUAUUAAUGAAAAAUAUCUUUAAGCACACAAGUCCAUUAUCCAUAUAUUUACUAUCACCAUCAUUGGAUUUCAUCACUGCAUUAACUAUAGUUGAUAAUUGUGCUAGGAAACUGUCAGAAUUACGAAAUGAGUUACAUUUAGAUAUUUUAUUGGCUGAAGCAAAAAA